Lampris incognitus (smalleye Pacific opah) is the source of this 4903-nucleotide messenger RNA. It is a transcript of the gene ppp2r5ca, whose product is annotated as protein phosphatase 2, regulatory subunit B', gamma a. The transcript has 14 exons. NCBI's taxonomy places the organism in Eukaryota, Metazoa, Chordata, Actinopteri, Lampriformes, Lampridae. The coding region runs from base 52 to 1629 and encodes 525 amino acids. Gene Ontology annotation, cellular component: protein phosphatase type 2A complex; nucleus; cytosol. The record is from RefSeq and is a predicted model, not a curated record. Gene Ontology annotation, molecular function: protein phosphatase activator activity. Gene Ontology annotation, biological process: signal transduction; protein dephosphorylation.
UGGAGGCUGGCCUCUCGCCCUGAGUGGAUCGCCUUCCUGGUCGAGGUUUAGAUGUUGACAUGCAAUAAAGCUGGAGACAGGAUGGUUGUGGAUGCACCUAAUUCCAACGGGCCUUUCCAGCCGGUGGCGCUUAUGCACUUCAGAGAUGUGGCCCCGGCAGAGCAGGAGAAGCUGUUCAUCCAGAAGCUGCGGCAGUGCUGCGUCCUGUUUGAUUUCCUGUCUGACCCUCUAAGCGACCUGAAAUGGAAGGAAGUGAAGCGGGCGGCGCUGAGCGAGAUGGUGGAGUACAUCACCCACAACAGGAAUGUCAUCACAGAGCCCAUCUAUCCAGAGGUCGUUCACAUGUUUGCAGUGAAUAUGUUCAGAACAUUGCCUCCAUCGUCCAACCCGACUGGGGCGGAGUUUGACCCAGAGGAAGACGAGCCCACACUUGAGGCUGCAUGGCCACAUCUCCAGCUCGUCUAUGAAUUUUUCCUUAGAUUUUUAGAAUCCCCUGAUUUUCAACCCAACAUAGCAAAGAAAUACAUUGAUCAGAAAUUUGUAAUGCAGCUUCUAGAACUAUUUGACAGUGAGGAUCCCAGAGAGAGAGACUUUCUCAAAACCACCCUCCACAGGAUCUAUGGAAAAUUUCUGGGACUGCGGGCAUACAUCAGAAAACAAAUCAAUAACAUUUUCUAUAGGUUUAUCUAUGAGACUGAGCACCAUAAUGGUAUAGCUGAACUACUGGAAAUACUUGGAAGUAUAAUCAACGGAUUUGCCUUACCACUAAAAGAGGAGCACAAGAUUUUCCUGUUGAAGGUUUUAUUGCCUCUGCACAAAGUCAAGUCACUUAGUGUCUACCAUCCACAGCUGGCCUACUGCGUGGUGCAGUUUUUGGAGAAGGACAGCACUCUGACUGAACCGGUGGUGAUGGCCCUACUCAAGUACUGGCCCAAGACACAUAGCCCCAAGGAGGUGAUGUUUCUCAAUGAGCUGGAGGAGAUACUAGAUGUCAUCGAGCCCUCCGAGUUUGUAAAGGUCCAGGAGCCACUCUUCAGACAACUGGCCAAGUGUGUGUCCAGCCCACACUUCCAGGUGGCAGAGAGGGCUCUGUACUACUGGAAUAAUGAGUACAUCAUGAGUCUCAUCAGCGACAAUGCAGCCAAGAUUCUGCCAAUCAUGUUCCCUGCCCUGUACCGUAACUCCAAGACCCACUGGAACAAGACCAUUCACGGCCUCAUCUAUAAUGCUCUCAAGCUCUUCAUGGAAAUGAAUCAGAAGCUCUUUGAUGACUGCACACAGCAGUUCAGGGCUGAGAAAAAUAAGGAGAAGGCCAAGUCAAAAGAACGAGAAGAAGCUUGGAUCAAGAUUGAGAACCUUGCCAAAUCAAAUCCACAGUUCCUUAUAUAUGUUGAUUCCUCUGACCUCAAUAGUCCUGUAGCAAUGGAGACGGAUGUUCCGUUGAUAGAAGAUGUUCAGAGGUUAAAAAAGACAGUUGAGGAAGGAGCCACUCAGUUACAGCGUGAGCAGCGAAAAGAGCGGCCCCUGGUGCGACGCAAGUCUGAGUUGCCUCAGGACAUCUACACCACGAAAGCCUUGGAAUGCCACCGCCGAGCUGACGAUAUGUUGACCACUCACGACGGACUCUAGGUCAUGUGACCUGUCGGCUCAAGAUUCAACUGUCCCCGCUAUCCCACAUCAGCCCCCAGGGGCCUGAAUAGUUGGCUCUGGACUCUGUGCACCCCCACACACACACACAUACAUACAAACAUAACCACCACCACAAGCCGUCCAAGCGCCGCAGUUCUGUUGGCUGUCAAUUGAUGGGCUAUUGAUCUCUUUCUCCUCCAUCAGUCUUCCUUGAAUACUUCAAGUUUCUCUCCUCAUCUCAGCUGCCACUCAUCCCCUCCUGGCCGAGGCCCAUAAAACACAGCACAUUCAGCACACUGGACUUUUGACCAGUGCAGUACAGUAGCUCUGUGUACACCUCUAUUAGAUUUUCUGCUUUCUCAGGUGUUAUAAUUUAGAGAAGAGUGGGACCGUGUGUGUAUGUCUCUUAAGCCUUUCUUGCUACACUCAUACGCGUUCUCAAUUAUUGACUUGUUCCCUUUUUUUCUCCAUCAUUUCUCCAUCUGAAAAGAAUGCAUCAUAAUCCCCCACCUCACUUUUCCCCCCACUCUUUCCUUCCAUCACCCCACUUCAAACUAAGAACCUGGGAGUAGACACCUUGUCACUAGUUCCCAUUUCCCCCUUGCAAACGUGUCCGCAGUGGAUCAGACGGAGAACUACUGACUGACGUGCUCACCGUCUAUGGAUCCUCUGUUAGCUACCACUUUGUUAUCCUUUCUGUUAAAGGGAACAACACACUGCGAACAGAGACUGUUGGUUUAAUGAAAGACGAAACAUUUCUUUCAUCUGUUGUAUAUUUUAUUUCUCUUGCUCAGUCCCAGGGACAUCUUGUCAGUGCCAAGGCUGUUGUCUUGUUUAUGCUUUGUUUAUUUCAUGGGUAUGUUUCUAUCUCUGUGACUUCAACAGGGACACUGGCUGAAGUGGACGUGUCUGUUGAUCGCCUUUUAUUUUCCAUUGCUGAUGUUUCAAAGAAGCUUUUUCUAAUUUUACAACACUCAAGACCAACAUGAGGCCUGUCCACAGCCUUGCAAUGUCCAGGAAGAUGGCAAGGAAUGGGGGCGGUUGUACCAUGGACACCUGACACUUUAUGUUUUAUUGUUUUGUGCCAUAUGCAGCUCAUUUAUCUUGUAUGCUUACUUUUCUACCACCUGUUCAAAUCAAUUGGAAAUGUUUGCAAACUCGAACAUGGUCGAGCUUUGAUGGUUCAAAUAAUGGUACUUGUUGUAAGAAAACCUGUAUGCAGUGUCAUUAAGUCACAUGCCACAGAAAGCCAUAUGUAUGCAGGUUUUCAUAAAGGUCCAUUGCUACACUGCUUGAUUUCACUGCUCUGUCUUCGCCUGUCUGGUCAAAGGUGGGCUGACUGGUGAAAUCAGCUGGUAUGAGUUUAGAUGGGAGUGGAAACCAGCAUACAGGCGGCUCUCCUUGGCACCUGAUUCGAGUGUCACUGGUUUAAUAUAUUGGGCUAAAGCUUGAGGUAGUGAUUUUGCUCAACAGCCCCGUGUCUUGUGCCCAUCUCAAGUUCCUUUUUUACCAAUGGACUUGGUAGGUUUGUUUGUUUUAAGGUGAAUGGGUUGGUAGUUCAAGUGGAAAUCAAAAUAUAUUUGGGUAAGCUGCAUCUGAUGCUCCUAUGAUAUAAAAGAAGGAUAGGUGGCGGUUUACAUAUUUGAUAAAUGAGACACUGGCAAGGGGCAGGGUUUUGUUCUCAUUUGAAUAGGAGAAGAGGCACAAAGCUGACCUUUGUACCGACAUGCAGGUUUGCAUUAGCCAUGAGCUGGUCAGUUGACUGAGCUGAUCUCUUGUUCAACCACAUUAAAUCUGUUUGCUGUUAGUGUUUAAAGCCCUCAUAUUGCAGGAGUUGUAAGAAUAACAUGGGCAUACGAAAGCCUAUCUUAGGUUGCCUUUUAUUGUGGGGAUUUGUUUUGAAUUUUUUCCAUAAACGAACUAGUAGUUUAAAAUGUUUUAUAUUUUCCAUAAAUACUAUUGCAACUACUCAGUAAAUGAGAUUUAAGUGGAGACUAAUUGGAACAACAAGCAAUAGUUGAGACAAUUUCGAUAUCAAAAUAAUCUGAACUAGGACUACCUAUAACGCACUUCCUGAAAACUUGAAGAUUGUGGCACAUUUCUGUUGUCAAUCUUUUCAUUUCCGAAAUCUGAUUAUUGUUUCUGUCUUCAUGCACACUGAAUAAUCCAGGUAAGGAAAUCAAAGAAUCAGUUCAUCUGGAUACAACGUUUACUGACAGAAUUCUGUCAAUACAUGUUGUAUCCAGGUGAACUGAUUCAACCUUCUUUGAUUAUCGUUUUUAUUGCAUUUGAAUCCUUCCUACUAAGUGAGUCCUUUGGUGUCUGAAAGGGGCAAAAACAUCAGUCGGUACCAUUGUUUGAACUAAAGGGAUUUGAAAGGUUUCUUCAUAUUCUGUUUGUUGUAUUUCAUUCUUGUCUUGUCUUCGGAGGGUGGCAGCAUGGAUGUCGUUUUUAUUUUGUUUUGGCCAAGGGGUAAUGCCCAAUGCUGAAGACAAACUGACAUUACAACUUGGCUGUAAUUCUAUUAAUACUGUAUUUGCUUGAUUGCAAAAAGAUGUACAUUUACAAAAAAACAAUUUAAACAUGUAUGUUUUCCCCCAGAGGAAUGACAUUCACCAAACUGAUUUAGUAUUCCCGUCAAGGUCAAUGCUUUUAUAAUACAGCCCUGCCUGCUGGGAGAGUUGUUUUAUGGAUUUUAUGGGUUUAGUCAGAAUUCUUUUGAGUUUUAUUUAACAAAAAAAAAACAAACAAAAACAAAAAAAAACAACAGAUCCAUUGUUAGAGAAGAUAUUAAAAAAAUUAUUUGGUGAUUUUUUUUUUUCUGAUUCUGCCGCAUCCUUGAAACUCUUGAAAACUUAUAGUUUUAACAUAUGACUUUAAAAAAAAGUAUGGUAACUUAACAAAGUGUCCUUUUAUAUGUGACCUGUACUAUAUGGCUUCAUUUAAUAUUGUACAUAUGAUUUACUUUGUUUCAUGUAGUGUUAUAUAUCUAGAUUAAUUUUGUACAAAUCGUCCCUCUGUACAGAAUAAACCAUCAACGGCAAGUGAGAAGUCAAUCUGGCACAUACCUUUUUACUUUCCCUUUUCGCUGUACUUUUGGAAACAUUAAGAAAUGUUAUGGUAUAUAUAUAUUUUUUUUUCCCUGUUUAAACCUGCAAAGUUUCCCCCCCUUUCUCUUAUUACCUUAAAAAUGUUCAUACCCAGUGUGUGAUCCUAUCACUGUCUUUAGUGGUGUACAACUAUAUAGAAUGAAUAAAGAGAUUAUUUGAAUUUA